CACACCAGUCAGUCGCCCGGGUGACGUGUGUAUGAUGUGAGCCAGAGGUGGCGGCGGCAAAUCAUCAGAAGGGACCAUUCACCAUUCAGAUAAUUGCGACUCGCUCACUGACGACUGCCUGGCACGGGUCCCUCUCAAUCGCGACCGGAAAGAGUAGGCAUAGCGAGUCUUGCUGCAUUUCCUCAUCUCUACGAUCGUCACUUCGAACAGCAGCGUUCUUCGGCUUGUCUACUUCCACCCUCAAAGAUCGCUGAAACCAUGUCAAAAGCAGCUGCAUCGCAAUCCGGCCUAGCAGGAGGUACCUCAAAAAGCAACGGUCAAGGUACGCGGGGCGUCUGCUUGUUGGAAUUGCCCAGCGUCAGAGCAGAGCAAAGAUUCGAGAAGGAAGUGAUUCCGCUUGCCACUGGCACGCUGCAGCUUCUUGUCCUUACUCUCAACAUCGACAGCCCGUACGGUGCUCCUCCUGGUAGCGAGAAGUCUUUGCAAGACACCGAUAUUUGGCUUGUGCUCUCCAUCGGCAAUGACUUCUCGCUGCCCAUCCCAUCAACGCAGCGAGUGUUUCCCGACCGCAGCUCGGCAUCUUACAACUUUCCCCAACCGGAUACUGGAGCCUCCAUCCGCAUCUACCUCUCUUCGCACGAUGCCGCCUCUCAUGGGCUCAGAGACGCUUUCGAGGAUGUGCUGGCCCAAUACUGCGCAUUUGCGUCGGAUGACAGGUCCGAUGCGGGCCAGAUCGAGUUGCUAGACGAGCAUGGGCAAGUGAUGGGCACUCUCGAGGGCUCAUACAACUUCAAAGAGGACUCCAGCCUUUCGGCUGUGGGAGCUGAGAAGCAGCCAGUCCUUGUCGAUCUCGAAGACCUCUCAUCGGCCGCAAAUGGCACGGGUAACAAGAAGGACGUGGACGUCCGACCUGCUCCAAGAGAGUUUCAGGACGAUUGGCUGCUGAAGGGGGCCAACUACAUCUCGAGAGGUAUCGUGAACGGAUCUACCUUUCUUGGUGGUAAAUUGCAAGGCGCGGCCUCUUCUUACGUGGAACGCACGGCAAAGCCUUCUGCAGAUCUCCCACCACCGCAUACAGGUGCCCAGCUUUCAGCGGAUGGCACGCAUUUCGAAUCCCUUCCUGGCCAGCCGGUUUCUGGCCUUGAGCGGUCGGGAACCACCGCUUCGACGAGCGGCAACUACACCACUUCGGGAAAGGUCCCUUUGACUUUCAACUCUCACACGCAUGCGGCCGCGAAAGGCGCACACAAUUGGACGGGCAAAGUGGUCAACGUAUCGGCCGCUACUACUAAUGCGAUCUUGAACAAGGCAGGAGCUCUGGGGUCCAGCAUUGGCAAACGCACAGGUAUCCAGUCCAAGCCAGGUGGUCCACCUCCUACCGGCUGGAGGGGAGCCAUCAACAGAAGCCUGAUAGCGGCAAAUAUGGUGAUCGAUGGGCUCGAGCAAGGAGCCGAGAGAUUAAUUACGGAUACCGGAGAGGCUACGGGAAAGGUGAUUGAGCACAGGUAUGGGUCGGAAGCCAAAAUUAUUGGCGGUCAAGCAGGCAGCAUUGGCAAGGGUUGUUUUGCGGUCUACAAAGAUAUUUCUGGCGUGCGUCGCAAAUGUCUGCUUCGAGUGGCUGGAGGAACCUUCAAAGCGCGGAUGGAUGAUGGUAGAGAGAUCGUAAUGGCUGUUGAGCCUGCGGGUGCCCCCGGCAGCACCAGUGGCGCCAGCACUCACAAUCCAGCCGGCGGAAGUUCGAGCUCGAGCGCGCCUCCCUUACCCAGCAAAGAGAAUCUCCACGCUCCACCUGCCUACUCAGCUCCGGCGCGUGGAUCUUACGCUACUGAAAAGGAUGUCAAGAAGUAAUGCUGGUUGGCAUGCAUCACGACAAUCCUGGCGCGUGAUUGGUGUUCACCUGCAGAAAUUUUGACAACACUUUCAGAACGCAAACAAUUGUGAUGCUGGCGCCUGUAGCCCAGGGGGUGGCCGAGUCUCCUCCACCUGAUGGAUCUGCACGUCUGCAAGUGUUGCUAUAUAUACGAGUGUCAAAGUCUCAGUUUCGCCGCGCGUGUGUAGCCUAGCAGUAUCAGGGGGACGCCUCGGAUACUGCGUGGCUCCAGGCGGGCGGUAAAGUACGAACCGAACGCCGGGGGUUCGACGCCUGACGGUGGCAAGCGGACGCGCGAACCACUUUCAGACUCGAACGCU
Molecule: messenger RNA, 2190 nt
Organism: Ceraceosorus guamensis
Lineage: Eukaryota; Fungi; Basidiomycota; Exobasidiomycetes; Ceraceosorales; Ceraceosoraceae
Exons: 6
Coding region: 259-1848 (529 amino acids)
Biological process (GO): cell division
Cellular component (GO): plasma membrane
Source: RefSeq, a predicted model, not a curated record